CUCGGCAGUAAAAUUCUCAAUUUGGUUGCAAUUUAACACUGUCGAGUUCGGUAUCGAUAUGAAUGGAAUUUUCCCUCUUCAGAAGUUAGCUGAAUCUGACAAGAAGAAAAAUUACGGCGCCGAAGAUAAACGUAUCUUGCACGCAGUAGGUCUAUCGUCACCAGCGCUCGCCUUCGAGGACGCCGUGUCGGUAACGGCGCGAAACCAGUACCGAAACAGUUCGUUAGCGUUGCCAGAGAACCUGAAAGAGUACGACGAUACAAAGAAACUACGCAUGAAUUACCAGCACGAGAAGUGGGCACAGAGACGCAGGCAGAAAACGACUAGCAGAGUAGGCAGGACAUCCACUUCUUCAUCAUCAACAGACGCGACAGACACAGAGCAAGCGAGUGAAGAUCAAGGACGCAGUAAACAUGCGAUUGAGAUUGACCAUUACAUGGCGGAGCGUGCCGUGUUUGUACGACAUCCGAUGCUGGACCUUCUAUAUCACGACUUUGGGCAUCGCUUGCAUCAAGUGGAGAUAGCGUGGGGCCAUGCGCCGCACUUCAUCACAAUCGAGAUGCGAAGAGAUCUAGACAAAGAGGAGGAUGAGAAGCGAAAAAUAAGAAAUGCAGGAAAUGAUGGCAUCCAGCAAUUCAAGGAAACUUCUGGGAGAACAAAAAGAUGCCGAUCAGGGUCUUUGUACGAUGCAGUUCUAGUAAACAAGUUCCACCGAAUGCCUCCGCCUGAAGGAAAAGCCUUCUACGAUCGGCUGGAGGAACGCAUUUUUGCUGCGUAUUGCUGAGUCAAAUCUUCUGCACCCAGAGACCGAUAUCAGUGAGGCUCUCACUACCCGCAGUCGUCUUCUAGAUCUAGCGAAACCAAAAGUGAUAAAUUUUUAAGACUUUGUUUUCUUCCUUAAUUCAUUGCAGCAAUUAAUGCGGACGACGGUAUGCAGCUUUUUUUCCUUAUAUCUAUCAACCUGCACGUCGGCUUUCAGUUACGUCGUCAACCCGAGUAGGGACUUGUAUUUCUUUGAUUCAGAAGAUGCGAUCGUUCUCUAAGCGCGCCAAACACAGUUACCAAAUAAUCUCUUGCUCUUACACCUGCAAUUAUGGCCUUCUUGCUUCAUAGAAUUUCCGGAAAAAACUCUGCCGACAGGUCAGACACUGACAGUGCCCGAUCGUGUUUGAUGUAAG
Messenger RNA from Amoebophrya sp. A25, 1178 nucleotides. NCBI's taxonomy places the organism in Eukaryota, Dinophyceae, Syndiniales, Amoebophryaceae. The record is from the annotation of a GenBank genome assembly.